UGAGAGAAACUGAAAUGGCUGUGGAAGGUGAAGAGGGAGGAAAAAGACUCUUCAAAUUUCUCCAUUGCAACGUUUUUAUUUUGGAUUGCAAGAAUUUAGGGUUUUUCUCUUUUGAGUUUUUUCCAAUUUCAACAACUACCUUUCACAGCAUCAACUUUCCCUCUUUGGUUUCUUGUCCGAGAAGUUGUUCAAGUACUGGAAGUGAAAUCCAAUAUUCAUGACCCGACCCGUGAAACGAGAACGGGGCACUGCUUCUGCUUCUUCCAGUGCUAAUACUAGUAGUACACGAUCGGAUGAUGGUGGAGACAAGAUGAGUGAAUCAGGCCGUGCAGUCUCGCCCGGUGGAGCUGCUCUUCGAUCACGGUAUCUUGCCGUAAAGAACCUUAUUAUCGACGAAAGGGAGGAUAUUGGAAAGGUUGAUUCUGAUAAGUUCCAUUCAAUCUUUCAUGAAGUGGAAAGCUUGCACCAGCUAGUACAGAAACCAAGAGAACAAGUUGCUGAUGCAGAGGCUCUUUUGGACAUCACAAAGUCGCUGGUGACCUUUGUCAAGGCUCAGGGAAAUGAUGGAAUAACUGCCUCAGAUUUUAUAACUUGUCUUCUUAAGGACUUUGGACAACAAGAUGGGCCUACCAGCAGCGCAGAAUCUGGCAGGGACAUAAUGGACUGGAAAAAUAUUGGAGUUGCAGUAUCUGAUAUAUUUAGGAGCUGUCCUGGGUGCCAUACAAUGAUUGGGCCUGUGGAUGCUGAAUUGAAGGUACGGAAGCCUGUUGUUAGAAAACGUGUCAAACCAACUGAGAGUAUUCAGCCUGAAGAGGUUGUUGAUAACCAUUUGGCAGAAGAGAGAAUAGAUACAGACAACAAUAUGGCAACCAUGUUUAAUAUUUUAAGGAAGAGAAGAAGUGUCAAGCUUGAAAAUUUAGUGCUGAAUAGGUAUUCAUUUGCACAGACCGUGGAGAAUUUGUUUACUUUGUCAUUUCUAGUUAAAGAUGGGCGAGCCGAAAUAAAAGUGAAUGAGAAUGGUUGGCAUCUAGUUUCUCCAAGGAACGCGGCUGCUGCCAGUGCAGUCCUCUCAGGGGAGGUUGUAUACAGGCACUUUAUCUUCAGACUUGACUUCAAGGAUUGGAAGUUGAUGAUAUCAUCUGUUGGAGUUGGGGAGGAGGUAAUGCCAAAUAGGAACCAAAUAAACCAAUCACGUGAUAGCCAACAAAAUCCAACGUCUGUAGAAUCUCAAGAAGCUGGACCUACCACUCCUAUUAGGAAGUUGUCCAGGAACCGUGGCUUGGUGUUACAGGAAGAAACAAUUGCGGAAGACUCAUCACCUGAGAGUGAUAAUUCUCGAGCAAGAGCAGCUCUCAUUCGGAGAGGAAAGCGGAAGAUGAGAUGAUGGUGGUGGAUAUAGAGCACUAACUUCGGUUUCCGUAAUUAGGAUUUGCUUGUAAAUUCUUUAUCCACUGGCCUUUUGUUCUUCGCAGUUGACAGUAUUAAGCAAACUGUGAAAUCUCACAAGGCCAUAGUGCUUGGGUGGCAGGAUAUGCUAGUAAUCAUAAUGUAAACUAGACUAGCUGUGUGCCAAAGCUAGGUUUAUCAGAAGCAACUAAUGAAACAUGAAAUUAGUAUUUGUCCCACUAAAUAUUGGGACUGUGUUUAAUUUGGAAA
Molecule: messenger RNA, 1656 nt
Organism: Manihot esculenta (cassava)
Lineage: Eukaryota; Viridiplantae; Streptophyta; Magnoliopsida; Malpighiales; Euphorbiaceae
Product: non-structural maintenance of chromosomes element 4 homolog B
Exons: 7
Coding region: 218-1384 (388 amino acids)
Biological process (GO): DNA repair
Cellular component (GO): Smc5-Smc6 complex; nucleus
Source: RefSeq, a predicted model, not a curated record